CGCAACUCUCACGGACACUUCCGGUGAGGAAACAUGGCUGCGGCCGUUCGGGACUCACGUGUGAGUGCGGGGAAAAAGCUGAAAAACUCAGUGAAGAAGAAGAAGAAGAUGAAAGUCGUCGCCGCGGCUGUAGCAUCGGAGCUGGACGAUAAGGACAAAGACACUGCCGAUAACGGAGGUUCUGUAGGAAGCUGUGGAUCAGGAGAUGAUCGCUUUUCUUCUGAUGAUGAAGCAGUAGAAGCUGACAACGAAGAUGAAGCUGAACCCUGUGACAAUGACAGUGAAGAUGCUGCAGAAGCUGGUGUCGGAACCAGUGCGGGCUGGGCAGAUGCCAUGGCUAAAAUCCUUAACAAGAAAAUUCCUAAAAGCAAACCCACCAUUCUGGUCAAAAACAAAGAACUGGAAAAGGAAAAAGAAAGGUUAAAGCAAGAGAGACUAGAGAAAAGAAAGCAGCUUGAUAAGAAGCGGGAGUGGGAAAUGAUGUGCAGAGUAAAGCCAGAUGUUGUCCAAGACAAAGAACCAGAGCGAAAUCUUCAGAGAAUUGCAACGAGGGGCGUGGUGCAGUUAUUUAAUGCUGUUCAGAAGCAUCAGAAGAAUGUUGAUGAGAAGGUUAAAGAAGCAGGCGGCUCUAUUAGAAAGCAUGCUAAGUUGCUGUCAGCCGUCUCCAAGAAAGAUUUCAUCAGUGUUCUGAGAGGGGUGGAUGGCGCCCCAAAUGAGAAAAGUUCCACCGGGAAGAACUCAAAGGCCAAACAGACUGAGGUGAAAGCCGAAGAGGGCCCGGGAUGGACCAUCCUGCGUGAUGAUUUCAUGCUGGGAGCAACCAUGAGAGACUGGGACAGAGAGAGUGAUGGACCAGAGGACAGCAGGCCAGGACCUGACAGUGACUCGGACACGUAACACAGUUCACGGUUUACUCUUCCCAGAAAACUACUUUGGGCUCCGAAAGUUGGGGGAUUUUUAUGAAGAUACCUUGGGGGAUUUAUAUGAAGAUACCAUUUGUAAGGAAGCCAAGAGACUCACUGUUAGCAACUUCGGUAUUUCCCGUUUUCGUAUAAACCUUGUUAAAUUACUCUCUCUCAGGCCUGGUAUAGUUUACUCAUUGUUCCUCAGAACAUUUGUAAAAAGAAACAUUUCUUCUUGAGAUACUCAUUUUGCCAGGUUCAUUGUCAGUUUUCAUAUUGGUCAUGGAUAUUGGUAUUUUAUCUCAGAAUCGCCAGUGUUUGUAGAAAUGCAAUGCUAAUACAUAAUUAAAAUGAACGCUCCUUGAAGUUAGUAUUUUUCAGCCUUUCAACUUGGUGGGGAGGGUUGGUGUUUGUUUUAAUGAGCUGUUGAGAAAACCUGUGUAGCAAAAUGUUUAUAGUGUUUCUCAUUUGGGUUGAUGAUUUUAUUUUUAGAUAUUAUGGCAAAUAUGAUUUAGAAACAUCAAAUCUCUGCUUUUAUAUUAUUGGACAGAUUUAUUUAAGUGUUGGGUUAUUUUGGUAUGAGAACUUACUGUGGUGGAAAUUCUCCUAUUUAACUUACGCAGCGAGACAUGAUUUCUUAGGAAACAUAUUUGACAAUGUACUGGCUUCUUUUUUUGUUGUUUUUUUGUUUGUUUUCCUAAACAUUUAAGUUAGCUUAGGUUCUUUUUUGUGGACCGACUGACAGUGAAAUGAUAGGCAGCAGGCAGUCUGCGUCAGUAUAUUGCAUCUGAUUGGAGAAUUGAUUCCUUAUAGUUGCCUUAAAGAUGAUUAAAUUGGAUGACUUUUAGAAUCUAGACGUUAAACAGAAAAAGAAGAAAAAGCAGGACUAUUUAAUAUCACUCCAGAAUUUCUGUGAAACUGGGCCUAAGAUGCAAAGUUUGUAGGGAAUUAUUUAAUAAAAAUGAUCUAUUCUUUUUUGAAAGGAGCCACCCUUUUUUCUUCAUCUUUUCCAUAAUGAAAAUAGUGCCCUCCUACUAUCCACUUGCACAUGCUUUUGCCUCUGUUCUGUAUCGAAGGAUAAUCCCCCCCUCAAACUCUGCAGGAGGAGAGAUGUUUAUAUUUGCAGACCCAUUUGAGUCUUGCAGAUAUCGUGUAACCAGAGUUAAAUUAGUCUGCGGCCUGGUAUUUGUUACUAUGCUAAAGGAUGGUACACAUCUAAGAUAUCAAAUGAUUAAACCAGCAGAGCUCAAAAUG
Molecule: messenger RNA, 2156 nt
Organism: Phacochoerus africanus (Common warthog)
Lineage: Eukaryota; Metazoa; Chordata; Mammalia; Artiodactyla; Suidae
Gene: RRP15
Product: ribosomal RNA processing 15 homolog
Exons: 5
Coding region: 34-897 (287 amino acids)
Biological process (GO): maturation of 5.8S rRNA; maturation of LSU-rRNA
Cellular component (GO): preribosome, large subunit precursor
Source: RefSeq, a predicted model, not a curated record